Macrosiphum euphorbiae (potato aphid) is the source of this 885-nucleotide messenger RNA. NCBI's taxonomy places the organism in Eukaryota, Metazoa, Arthropoda, Insecta, Hemiptera, Aphididae. The record is from the annotation of a GenBank genome assembly.
AUGUGUCAAAUUAAAGAAAAUGAAGCUUUAAAAAAAGAAGAGAAAGUCAGAGUAUAUUAUGAUGAUUUGAGAAUGAUAGAAUCUAGAAAUUACGAAAAUAAGGAGGAAAUAGAACAACAAACCCUAAAAAAUGAACUUAAUUUAGAUUAUAAAAAGGCGAUCACAGAGCAAAUACAGGAAAACAUUAUCGAAAAACAACGAGAGUUAUCACUAAAAAAUAAUCCUAUUGAAAUUGAACGCAAAAAAUUCGAUAAUACAAAUAAGCGUAUAGAGGAGUAUUUGAUGGAAAUUGAUAAGCGAAAUAAACAACAGGAAGAAUUUAAAAACCAAAAGAAAGUAGAAAAUGACAGAAUUUAUAAUUGCUUAGUUGAUAAUUUAGCAUCAUUAACGUCUCAUACAUCGAAAAAUAUCGAAGUGCAAAAUAAACUCAUUUACGAAGAACAGCGAAGUGCUACUUGGUUGGCAGAGAAAAAAGAAAAAGAUUCGAAAAUUCUGCAACGGGACAAUAUGCUGAAACAAAACGAAAUGCAAUUAAACAUUAAAAAAGACAAAAAGAAAGCAGAGAAAGAAAAAGAUUAUGAUCUAGUCAAAAUAUUAUUGCAAAACUUAAAAGUCUUUAACGAAGUAGAGGAGAAAAAAAACGCGGAGCGACGGCAAAAGAUGAUCAACUAUGGAAAAGAGUUAAAAAUGUCGAUCGACCAGAAAGCAGAUCUGAGACAAAGACAGAAAAAGGUUGCGAUGAACGAAUUUUCGGAGGCUGUUAAAUUGGAGGAGCUGAGAAUGGGUGAAAUGAAAAAGGAACAGACAACUAUUGUUAAAGAACAUAUGGAAAAUCUUGUAGGAUUUUUCCCACCGACGGCAAGAGAUCAAUAUAAUAUGAAAUAA